AGCAGAUGGCUGGAUAUUUGACUCUAUUUCAGAGUUGGAUAUACGAACAUUUCCCUGGCUUGGGGAGGAGGCGGUUGGUGACUUCUUACGAUGAUACCACACCACGUGCCAUGAGGUGGCAGAGCCCUAGACAGAGUUCCACUCUCGCAGAGAUUCGGUCACAGUUGGAUGCGCUGACAUACAGUGGAGUUGUAUGGCAUCCAUAUGAGGGGCAUCGAGGCAUUCGGCCAUUCUUCGGCAUCUGUAUGUAUUCUGGAUGGAUUCGGAUUGGUGACACCCUUUGGCGUCAUUUGCCUGAGCGUGUGCUGAGGCAAUUUGGGUUUCAGCAAGACAUUCCACGAUCACCGACUACGGUUCCAGAUGCAGAUGUAGUGGCCAUUGAUCAUAUGUGGUUGCACUUCAGAGCUCACGUUAUGACGCGCGACCGGCUCUUGCACCUAGACAACGCCCCGAUGUUCCACGGGAGGCACGACCCCAUCGUAGAUCGUCUCCACCUUCACCAUCUGGCGCCCUGCCUAGAUUUAGGCGAAUGGCGAGAAUGUUACAGUCCUUGAUAUCGUGUCGUCAUGUCACCGAGGGUACUGUUGCACAUCAGGUGUCAGUGGACCUGCUUCAGAUUGCUAAUGAAGGCAUCGACGAAUAUUCCACGCCUAGGAGAGAGCAGAGGCAUGUGCGUGGUAGA
Molecule: messenger RNA, 682 nt
Organism: Vigna angularis (adzuki bean)
Lineage: Eukaryota; Viridiplantae; Streptophyta; Magnoliopsida; Fabales; Fabaceae
Exons: 4
Coding region: 6-554 (182 amino acids)
Source: RefSeq, a predicted model, not a curated record